Molecule: messenger RNA, 774 nt
Organism: Penicillium lagena
Lineage: Eukaryota; Fungi; Ascomycota; Eurotiomycetes; Eurotiales; Aspergillaceae
Product: lipase family protein
Exons: 3
Coding region: 1-774 (257 amino acids)
Biological process (GO): lipid metabolic process
Source: RefSeq, a predicted model, not a curated record
AUGUCUCAUCGUCAGGUUUACCAGUAUAUUGCGAUCCUGGUAAAUGCCCUUCACUCCAAAAAGCAGAUACUGAAAUUACAAAUCCUUUCUGGGAGUAUCUUACAACCUGGUGAUACGACUGGAUACCUCGCAGUCGAUCGAACGAAUAAGCUGAUUGUGCUUUCAUUCCGUGGCACUGUGUCUAAUGAAAAUGGACAGACAGACCUCGAAUUCCAGCAGGUUGAUGCAUCCAGACUUUGCUCGGGUUGCUAUGCUCACAAAGGAUUCUGGGAAGCUUCCCUCGGUGCCUUUGACAUUAUCAACCCGGCUCUCAAAGCAGCGAAGACUAAAUACCCGAGCUUUGAGCUGAUUGUAACUGGGCAUAGCCUUGGGGGAGCUUUAGCUACACUGGAAGCUGCUCAUUUGAAGGCAGAGGGACAUCAUCUUGAUAUGUAUACUUUCGGUGCUCCAUCAGUUGGAAAUAAAGCUCUUGCCGAGUUUAUCACCAGCCAAGGUUCGGGACAGAAAUAUCGCGUCACACAUACCGACGAUGAGGUACCAAAAGUCCUCUAUCAAGCAUCCAGGACAGUAUUACUGGAUGUUAUUGUUCCAGAAUACAGUCAAUCUUCUCCUGAAUACUGGAUAACAUCAGAUGAUGGGGUCUACCCUACGACGUCGGACAUUCAAGUUAUUCAUGGUGUCGACAAUACGACAGGUAAUUUAGGUCAGCCUGGAUUCGAUUUGACAGCCCACGGGUGGUACAUGAUAAACACAACUGCAUGCCAGCAAACCUGA